AUAAACUUUAACAAAAAUGUAGAUCUAAAAUUAAUACUACGACAUAAAAAUUUUGGGGCAAUUUAUAUUAUUAACACGAAUUAAUUAACGACUUUUAAAAUAAUUUUUUUUGUUAUAAAUAUAAAAUGGGCUUUGAUUUAAAUCCCAUCCAGAGAGGAAAAACCCUGUUACAUUCAUUAGCUAACUAACACGAAUCGUGCCGAUUUUUUUAUGAUAUAUUUAUAGGCUAAAAUUUUUUUGAUUACAAUUUUUUUGAUUAUACUCCUUUGCUUUCUUUUUCUUCUUUCCCUUUUUUUCAUUUAAAAAUGAUAUUCACAUUAUUAGCAUCAUAUCCAGUGGCAUUAAUUUAUAAACGUUUACCACAUAAUCCAAAUCUUAAACACUUGUUUUCUAUAAUUAUAGCAAUUAUAGUCUUAUUUGAAGUUUUCGAUUUAUCAAAUGCUUUUUAUGUGAUGUUAGGAGGUUCUUUGAUUUCUUAUGCUAUUAUAUAUUUUGUUAAAGGUGUUUGGGGUCCAAGACUUGUUUUCUUGUAUGCUUUGGGACACUUGAGUAUUAAUCAUAUAUACCGGCAAUUUAACCACAUAACAUAUGAUAAAUAUGAUACCACAGGUCCACAAAUGGUGUUGGUCAUUAAAUUAACAUCAUUCGCAUUCAAUGUAUUUGAUGGUCGUAGACCUAAUAAGGAAUUAACACCAUAUCAAAGAAGCAAAGCAAUUACUUCAAUGCCAUCAAUCUUAGAAUAUUUAGGUUAUAUAUUCUUUUUUGGUGGAUUUAUGGUUGGACCAGCAUUUGAAUUUAUGGAUUAUCGCCAAUUCACUAAUAUGGAAAUGUUCCGUGUUGAUGAAAAAACCAAAAAUCAUUUACAACUUAAACCACUUCAACUUGUAAAUGAACAUUUUAAUAAAAAAUCAGAUAAUGUUACGGGCGGACCAAUAAAAUACUAUGUACCAAAUGGAAUGAUUCCUGCUAUGUGUAAAUUAGGGUUCGGUAUUUUUUUUAUUCUUUGUAUUGUAACAUUUGGAAAUAAUUAUUCAGUGGAUUGGGCCUUAAGUGAAGAAUUUAAAAAUACAUCUUUCUUUAAUAAAUUAAUAUAUAUACAAAUAGCAUCUUUCUGUGCUCGAUUGAAAUAUUAUAUCGUUUGGUUACUUGCUGAAGGCGCAUGUAUUCUCUCUGGAUUAGGAUUCAAUGGAUAUGAUGAUCAUGGCAAUGCAAAAUGGAAUCGCGUGACAAAUGUUGAUAUUAUUGCGUAUGAAACGGCCGAUAACAUCAAAUCUCUUUUGGAUACAUGGAAUAUGAACACAAAUAAAUGGUUAAAAAAUUAUGUAUAUCUUAGAGUAACUCCACCUGGAAAAAAACCAAAUUUCUUUUCAACCAUUGCUACUUUUGGAACGAGUGCUAUUUGGCAUGGAUUUUAUCCUGGAUACUAUCUGACUUUUAUAAGUGGAGCAUUUGUUCAAAGUGUUCAUCGAACACUUCGUCGUAAUAUUCGGCCAAUUUUCUUAACACCGAAAUUUUCGUCAUUAAAACCAUUAUAUGAUUUUUUUGGAUGGUUAUUCACACAAACCAUGAUUCAUUAUGUUGUUAUACCAUUUAAUAUUCUUUCGUUAAGAAAUACUUUAACUAUUUGGAAAUCACUCUAUUUCUAUGGACACGUUGCAAUUAUUUUAGUUAAUGCAGCAUUUUGGUUAGGUUUUAAUAAAGUAAUUGCUAAUAUUGUUGACGAAGAUUUAAAGAAAAAGAAAGGACAAGUUAAAAAAUGGAAAGUUGAAAGAAAAGAACGUGAUGGUGAAGGGAAAGUUGCUAUAAAUGAAACUGGCAUACCAUUAGAAUUUGACAAUAGUUCAGUUUGUCUUGAGAAGGAAGAAUAAUUUAUUUCAGUGAAUAUACAAUAAGGCUGAGUAACAGUAUAUUGGUACACGCGAAGAAAUUG
Rhizophagus irregularis DAOM 181602=DAOM 197198 is the source of this 1930-nucleotide messenger RNA. NCBI's taxonomy places the organism in Eukaryota, Fungi, Glomeromycota, Glomeromycetes, Glomerales, Glomeraceae. The record is from RefSeq and is a predicted model, not a curated record.